Bombina bombina (fire-bellied toad) is the source of this 4354-nucleotide messenger RNA. It is a transcript of the gene CUEDC2, whose product is annotated as CUE domain containing 2. The record is from RefSeq and is a predicted model, not a curated record. NCBI's taxonomy places the organism in Eukaryota, Metazoa, Chordata, Amphibia, Anura, Bombinatoridae. The coding region runs from base 58 to 900 and encodes 280 amino acids. The transcript has 9 exons. Gene Ontology annotation, molecular function: ubiquitin binding.
GUAUCCUGGUAACGGGCGGUAGGUUUGAAUCAGAGUGACAGGGCACUUAGCAGGAAGAUGUCACUUGAGGGAAUCAUCCGAGAGGCUCUCACACAGUUUGUACAGUCACAUCUACCUGAUGCCGACCUGAGCACCUUGGACGAGGUUUUCUUCUCCUAUAUUACUGGCGUUCUAGAAGAGCUUGGGUCUGCUGGCUCAUCAGAAGAAGACUUUGAGAUGGAUUCUUUUGUGGAAAUGUUAGAGGCCUAUAUCCCAGGAUUUGCUGAAAUCAGCAGUGCUGAGGUUUAUGAAAUGAUGUUCGUAUUAUCAGGAGAGUUAAGCAAAGCUCGUAACAUUUCUUCUAAUUCUGCUGACAAAACCUCUGUUGGGCCAGCUGACCUUUGCAGCAGGGACCCCGGUGAGAACGUAUUGCAGACAACCUGUGGAGGGGCCGUUGCACAAGUAACUCAAGAAGAUGAAGCAAAUGGAAAAGUAAUCGCAUGUGAAGACAAUCUGCAAAACGGCAUCGACCUACUCUUGGAAAUGUUCCCAUCAUGCAGUGUGAGCCAAGCAGAGAAGGUUCUGUCUAUGGCCAAAGGAGAUUUGGAAGAUGCUGUGCAACUUCUUAUAGAGAAAAAGGUUAAGAUUGACAGUCAGUCUGCACCGAAGGGAUUAGAGAAAAAAGAAGAGUUGAAAGAUUUCAUUUUACACAAGUAUAUGAUGGUUGACAAUGAAGAUGAUAAAAGAACACACAGACCUGCGACACCAAAGGAGGCACCAAAGAAAUUAAUUCGAUACAUUGACAAUCAAGUGGUCAGCACUAAAGGAGAGCGAUACAAAGAUAUUAAGAAACCAGAAAGCGAGGAGAUGAAAAAAACCUACAUAAACCUGAAGCCAGCGCGGAAGUACAAAUUCCACUGAGAAUGCGUCAGAUGAGACCCCGUAGCUGAAGCUUGUGCAGCGGAUACCUGGCCAUGCCUGAUCUUGCAUGCUGUGUUGUCACGGGGUUAACUCUUUAGAUGUAGCCCCUCGUGACCGGGAGUAAUCAAUUGAUCACACAAUCAGGUUUAUCUUGUGCAUCAGUCACCUGCAGCUGUUUGCACUUUCAUUGCUAUUCAGCUCAUAUCGAUGUUCCUUUGCACUAUCCCUACGGUUCUGAGAAACCAUCCAAUUGCUCUUUAUUUGUUUUUCUUUGAAUUUAUGGCAGCUCAGCAGUAAAUGAGAAUUGUUCCUAAGUUAAACGUGCAUAGCCGCGCACCUCUAGUUUUAGCGUUUGUUCAUGUCACGUUAUGUUUGAUUUCUUAAAGGGACAUGAAAGCCCACAUUAAACGUUCAUGGUUCAGAUAGAGCAUGUGAUUUUAAGAGACUUUUCGGUUCUAUUGUUAAAUUUACUUUAUUUUGAUAUCCUUUGUUGAAAAGCAUACCUAGGUAGGCUCUUGAGCAGCAAUGUACUACUGGUGGCUACACAUAUAUGCCUCUAGUCAUUGGUUUACCAGAUGUUGCUCAGCUAGGUCCCAGUAGUGCAUCACUGCUCUGGAGCUGCCCUUAAAGGGAUAUUAAACAGUAUGAAAUUGUUUAUUUAUAUGUAUAAUAUACUAUUAUUAUCAUUUAUCAGUGUUCUCCAUAGAACAUAGUGCCAGCCGACUGGCAUUAUGAAAUAGUAUGACAAUGCAAUAGCGCUUACUUUGAGAAUAUUUUCUUGCAAAUUUCAAAGUUAAAGGGACAUUAAACCCAAAACUUUUUCUUUCAUGAUUAAGAAAGAGCAUGCAAUUGUUAAACAACUUUCUGAUUUACUUCUCUUAUCUAAUUUGCUUCAUUCUCUUGAUAUUCUUUGCUGAAAAGCAUAUCUAGAUAGUCUCAGAAGCUGCUGAUUGGUGGCUGUACAGAGAUGCCUUGUGUGAUUGGCUCACCCAUGUGCAUUGCUAUUUCUUAAACAAAGGAUAUCUUCUAAAGAAUGAAGCAAAUUAGAUAAUAGAAGUAAAUUGGUAUGUUGUUUAACAUUGUAUUCUUUAUCUAAAUAAUGAAAGAAAAAAUGGGUUUAAUGUCACUUUAAUUCAAUUUGCCUUCCUCCUGUAUCAUGUGACAGCCAUCAGCCAAUCAGAAAAUGUAUAUACUCUGUGCACUUUUGCACAUGCUCAGUAGGAGCUGGUACCUGAAAGUUUUGCAUAUAAAAAGAUUGUGCAUUAAUGGAAGUAUAUUGGAAUUGGAGAGGUUUUUUAUAUUGCUGCUUUAUCUGAAUCAUGAAACUUUAAUUUUGACUUUAGUGUCCCUUUAAGGCUGAAUAAAUGUAAAGAGUAAACUAUCAGGAAGUUUAUGAUUGUGUACAAAUGAGUCCAGGGGCUGAUACAGACAUCUCGCACAUAAAAACGUUGUUUUAUUCAGCACGGAAAUAUUUAUAUAUUUUUUUUUAAAACAAAGAACUGUUAUUUAUUUGAACAGUAAGAACAAGGUGUAGUGGCUAGAACAAGUUUGUGUGUUCUAGAUGAACGUGUAGCUUUUUAUACUUUGUUUUGCUUUUUUAAAGGGACAUUAAACCCAUUUUUGUUUUUGUGUGUAAAGUUUGUGCUUUGUCCCACACUCCCUAAAGCGUAAAAACUGCAAAUUGCCUGAACCAGCUGUCUGAUGUGCAGGGUACAGGAUUUGCUUUUUGUGUCUGAAAAAUAAAACGCUGCAUAUUGCUAGUGAGCACCUCUAGGGAUAAAACUAUUAGUUGAGUUAGCGUUUUGAACUGAUGAUAUCCUAUGCCUGUAACGUGCUCAGUUAAACUCUUGGUAUUACUGUAACGUGUUGCCAGACUGUUGGUUCUUGUAUAAUUAUAUCUAACCUUUGUAGGACUGGAAUUAGGGAUGCACCGAAAUUUCGGCCGCAGAAAGUUUCGGCGAAAAUAGCAUUUUUUGUUGUUUCGGGUUUUUUCUUCCUUUUAUUUUCGGCAAAAUUAUUGUGUAGCAUAAUUUAAAUUUGAUGCCAGCCUAGAGCUGCUGUUUGAGUUCAUUACUUGACUUACUGUUUUGCAUAUAAUAAUAGUUUUCUAGGACUAUACUUUAUUUUGAUAAUUGGUAACAAAACAAAAACGGUUAAAUCUGAUUCUGUUACACAGAACUAAAUAAAGAAUUAUACUAGCGAUGCACCAAAAUUUGGGCCACCGAAAAUGUGCAAUUCCAAUUUUGGCCCAAAGAGGACCAAUAUGGCUAAAAAUGUACAGUCCUCCCCUGUUCUAGUGAGUUACAUGUCUAUCCUUAGCAUAAGGUGAGCAGCACAGCACUGGCAUGGUACACAGAGCACACACAUAAGUACCAUUACAUGAUGAUAUUUGAAACCAGGAGAGAAGGAAACCAAAGUUCUGAAUAGUGAAUACAAAUAUCUAAGGAGGAUAAGUAACAUGUUUAUAAACACUUGAUAUUAUCAGACACAGCCCUAAGCACACACAGUGAAUAUCUUUAAGCCUUAUAUACAGUGCUCAUACAUCAGCCUCUUGUGCAUAGACAUUCUAUUCGCCUGAGGCAAAUAUGCGUGCACACUUUAUAAGCAUAAGCCCCAAGCUUGCACACAGUUGGUACAAAUUAGCACCCACCAGACAGUGUAUACAACAAAGCACAGUAACUUUCUAUAACCACCUUGCACGUAAGGUUGUAGCCAAGUCCAGUGGUCCUGGUGAUAGGUGACAGGCAGACUCCAUUUGGGGCUCCGGACAUAUAAUCUGACGGGUCAGUGUGAGACCCAAACCAGGAACUAGGCGGAGAUACAAUGAGAGACGAUCAGGUGCAGCCACGCACAUCACACGGAUAACUACACCCAAAAACAAAACACAUGUCCACCUUGUAUUGUUGUCUGGCUAUAACCACGCUCUCCCUUUAUAGAGCUCCAGUUUCACUGCAGAUCACGCCCUACUGUACAAGUGACCAUGUCCAUGCUCUCUCAGCUACACACACACACACUGAAGUUAAAAAAGAAAAAAACAAUUUCGGUUUUCGGCCAGGAUCAUCCUGAAUUUUCGGUAUCGGUUUCGGUCCAGAAUUUUCAUUUCGGUGCAUCCCUAACUGGAAUCCAUUAAAUGGUGUGUGUUUAUUUAUCCAAAUUACUAAAUUAGCUUAUCCUUAAAUGCUGUUAUGACUAUUUAGACAUUUGGUUACGUUAUUAUUUAAUUUGUACUUUAUCUUUACUACUUGGGUUUUGUCAUUUGACAUGUUAAUACUGAGCUGGCACAGUAAUGUCCCCAACCCUAGAGCAAAGUCUUGAGGUUUCCUUUUUUAACGUUGUAUAAUAAUAAAUCACACAGGCAACAAAGCUAAAGGAUUGUGUAUAAUUUUAUUGUAUGUUUGCAGUAAUGAAUUUUGUCACAUUUUACUUCCCAAUAAAACUUUUUUUAUUAGUUUUA